AUGAAAUAUCUAAACUCGCUCGAUUCUCUCCUACUCAUCCCUUUAAUACUAUCAAACCUAAUCAACGCUAUAUCCUCCUCAAACUCUUCCACCUCCUCAAACAUAAACUCCAUCUUUGACAUACAACAAAUCAACACUCCCUCCCUAAACUACCAAUCCUUCGGUAACCAAAUUGGCUUCUUUGGUCUAUUCGAUUCUGUUGCCAUACUAAAAUACAGUGGUCAACAGGAUUUAUGGCUCUCCCAACAAGACGAUACAGACUCAGACUCUGACUCAGGCUCUGAUUCAACCACCUUUAUCUACGCUUAUGAAAACAAUCUCGAUCUAUACUCUUCCUCAAACUCUUCAAACUCAUCUUCCUCCUCCUCAUCUUCCUCAAAUGUCUUGAAAAUCACACAACUCUCAGACGUCGUCCAACUCGUUUACCCAAUCUAUGACAACUCCUUCAUCCUCGUAGGCGAUUUCGGCCACUACUCCCAAAUCAACGAUUCAAACACCCAAAUUUCCUCUCCUUGCAUCUUCAACAUAUCAACAAACCAAUUCCUACUCAUAGAUCCUGACCAUGAAAUUAAUGGCACCAUUUCCUCCAUCUACUUUGACCAAGCCUCGGACUUGAUUUACUUUGGCGGUAACUUUGAAUUCAACAACUCCUUUGGCUCUCUCAUUUACGAUUUGAAUGACAACCAAUUGAAAAACUUGCCCUUUAAUGGCUUCAACCAAAACUCUCAAAUAAACUCUAUCCAAAAGAUUAAAGACAACUCAAUCCUCUUUGCCGGCGAUUUCUACUCCCUAGGUCUACAAAACUUACUAUUCACAAACCAAUCUUACUUUCUCUCCUACAAUAGCACUCUCCACAACUCAAUAAACUCUACAAACAACUCUCAAAUCUCAAUCGACAUAGACCAAGUCGUCUCCUUCAAAUACGCCAACAUCACAACAGACAGCACCGACCAAUCCAUUGCUGAUUCCUCCAUCAUCUGUCCCAACGACAACUCAAAUGGUUGGCUAAUGGGUGAAGCCAUCCAAGAAGGCGCCUGGGUAGCUGACUUGCCCUUCACUGUCUACCCAACAAAAAUCAGAAUUUACAACUCUCGCUACAACGAUAACGCUGGCGUUAAAACCUUUAGACUAAUCACCUCUCCCUCAAACUCUAUCAUGAACCUAACUUACAUUGACCCAGAAACAAACCAAUUGGCAACAUGCAACGCUUGGUGCCCUCUUCUACAACAAACUAAUAUACAAUCCCUAUACGAAAAUUUGGACGAACUAAAUCCAAAUAACAUAACAAACCUUACCUCCACCUCCUAUCUCAAUGAUAACUCUGUCGACUCAACUCUAUCCUGGGGCCCAGAAUAUCAAGAUUUUGCCUUUGUAAACUACAUUCAAGUAAAUUACCUAAAUCUCCACGUCUACGAUUACUACGGCUCAAGAGGUGGCCUAGCAGGCAUCGAAAUGUUCACCAGAGAAAUCCUAACCUAUGCCAACAACACCCUCAAUGAGCCAAACUGCGAUACUCAAUAUUCAGGAAGAUCUUACUCUGAAGUAUCUGGCAGUGGCUGGGAACAAAGCAUCACUGGAACCUUUGCCAGUAACAAUAUAGACCUAUCUGGCUCAGAUCCAACUUCUAUCGGUGUAACCUUUUACCCAAAUAUCUCCUACUCCGGUAACUAUUCUCUAUCCCUCUAUACCCCAGGCUGUCAAGCUGAUGGAACUUGUGACACUAGAGGUAUGGUUUCCGUAAAACUAUACGAUGCCCAAAAUAACCUCUUAAAUGACUUUAUCUCCUACCAAAAUAACGAAUUUGAAAAAAUUGAACCCUUAUAUUCAGGCUACCUCAAUAUAACCAACCCAUACGAUGAAGAUUAUGAUGAAGACGAUAUUUCAAGACCAAGAGUCGAACUAACUUUUAGCAACUACAUCCUAGGUCUAAGCUCCGAAAGAGUCACAAUGGUUGCUGAUAAAGUCUCUGUCGAAAUUUUGGGCUUGGACACUGUCUACAAUUCAACUCACUCAAACUCAACAAACAGUACUACCAUCGAUUUAGAACUUGAUAACAAUUAUUACAUCUACUUGAACGGUUUGUUUGAAUACGAUACAAAUAAUUUCACUGCUUUUUCUGAUGAUUAUGAUUCCUUCAAUUUUUCUUCAGAAGAUUUCGAAAAUACUUUUGUUGGAAACUCAUCAAUUAAUAAAUUAAUGGUUGAAAAUUUCAAUAAAAAUGCUUCCAUCAACUCAAUCAUCUAUUUAAACAACUCUCUAUAUAUUGGUGGGGACUUUAGAUCCCUAGCAAAUGGCAGAUAUUUUCAUUCUGUUAAUAUCGGUGAUUAUGACGAUUCGAAAAAUGAAUUGGAAAUCUCAAAUAAUAACAUUGAUAGCUCAUUUAACAACAUAAUCAAAGGCAUGUUUACUGGCUAUGACGAUUCUUUAAUUGUCGUUGGAACUUUUACCGAUUUUAACUCAUCCGAUUUAAGCUCUUUAGAUCAAAAUGAUGAUAACAGAUACUCUCCAAAUCAUGUCGCGGCUUUAAUUCAAAAUGACUGGUACACUUUUUCUUCAGGUGUAACUGAUUCUAUCUAUCAUUUUUCAAAAACAAUUUUCAAUGAUAAUGAGUAUUUCAUUUUUAGUACACAAAAUUUUGAUAUAUUUCAUUUGUGGGAUAAUACAAAUAAAUACUGGGUCAGUAGAAAUGAACUCACAUUAAACGUAACUAGCUCAGCUGUUACUAAUGAUGAGCAAAUUUCUGUGAUUUUUGGAAAUAUUCAAUUAAAUGGUAUUUCAACACCAAAUGGUGUAUUUAUUGACCAAAAUGAAAGUUUAAGGACUUUUGGUUUCGACUUUGAUGACUCAAGAGAAAUUAAUAUUGUUCAUGAUACCUUAUGGUUUAAUGAAUCCUUAACCGUAAUUUCCGGUGAUUUCGAGACCACAGAGGGUAUUUCCAAUCUUUUAUUCAUUCAGGCUAUCAAUGGAUCAAUUGUAUAUACUGGAUUAGAUGAUUUUAUCAAUUGGCAAAAUUCAUCAAUUUCAACUAUUAAUAAAGAUAAAACUGGAAGAUACUUGUAUAUUGGUACUAACGGCGAUGCUGAAUUAUUAGAAAGAGAAAUUUCUAGUAAUAUUUUCAUCUAUGACUUGUUUUAUGAUAACUUUACAGUUCCAUCGCCUGUUAUCUCAGACAGCGGUGAAUCUAAAAUCAAUGCUCUUGUUUAUAGUGAAAGGCAAAAUAUCUUAAUCGUCGGGGGUGAGUUUGAUAAAGCAUCUUCUUUAGAUUGUCCAAACUUAUGUUUCUAUGACUUGGAUUCUAACAGAUGGAAUGAUUUAUCAACAACAACUAUAACAGAUGGUAUUGUUUAUUCUAUGAAUAUGACUAGUAACACCAAAUUAUUUAUAACAGGAGAUCUUACUGUUGAAAACGUUCAGGGAUAUUUAGCUUCAUUUGAUUUUUCAACUUCACUAAUACAAAUCAAUCAUGACUUAAAUGACCCUGCCACUACCUCUUCAUCCAUAACCAAAAAAAGAAGCAAUAUUCUUGAACAAACUUUUGAUGAAUCAGACUCUUCUGAUAUUGCAAUUCCUACCAGCGUUAAGCAAUUCAUUUUAGUUGAUGGAGGUGAUAGUACCAAUGACAGAGUUUUAGUUCUUGGUGACCACUACGUCUCCGCCUAUAAUACAUCGGAAUGGACCAGAUUAGACCUAUUAACAGAUGAAUUAGAACACCAUGAAUCAAAUUUCACAAAAUUCAGAUUGGUAAAUGUUGAAUCAGAAGAAAGUAAUUACUAUUUUGAAGAUAAUAAGGUCUUGGUUGUUACAGGUAGCAUCGAGUUUACUGAAUAUGGUACAUUUUCAGUUGCAUUUUUCAAUGGUACAAACUGGUUCCCAUAUUUGCGUACCUUUUCAGCUGAUGAUACUGAUCCUAUCGUCUACAGUAUUUUAUUGAAUAAAGCAAUUUCCUCCGAUAACAAAGACACCUCUGCUAUAAGCCAUGAAAAUUUAGCAAAAGGUUGGAUUGUAUUUAUCUCUUUGGCGUUGGCUAUUGGAACUAUAAUGUUGCUAUCACUACUCGCUGUUUUAAUUGCAAUGUUCAAAAGAAGAAAAAACGAUUAUGACCCAAAUCUGCAAACCAGAAUUGAAGAACAAGAAAUGGUACAAACAGUGCCCCCUGCCGAGUUGUUCGAUCAUAUGAAUGAAUUUAAGCAACAUCGUCAAUAG
Molecule: messenger RNA, 4203 nt
Organism: Ascoidea rubescens DSM 1968
Lineage: Eukaryota; Fungi; Ascomycota; Saccharomycetes; Ascoideales; Ascoideaceae
Gene: RAX2
Product: Rax2p
Exons: 1
Coding region: 1-4203 (1400 amino acids)
Biological process (GO): cellular bud site selection; positive regulation of establishment of bipolar cell polarity regulating cell shape
Cellular component (GO): cellular bud neck; cellular bud scar; plasma membrane of growing cell tip
Source: RefSeq, a predicted model, not a curated record